Aaosphaeria arxii CBS 175.79 is the source of this 930-nucleotide messenger RNA. Its product is annotated as cytidine deaminase. The record is from RefSeq and is a predicted model, not a curated record. Gene Ontology annotation, cellular component: cytosol. Lineage: Eukaryota; Fungi; Ascomycota; Dothideomycetes; Pleosporales. The transcript is spliced from 2 exons. Gene Ontology annotation, molecular function: zinc ion binding; cytidine deaminase activity. The coding region runs from base 49 to 603 and encodes 184 amino acids.
AGUUCCGAGCGCGCAGAGCAGUUACCCCUCCUCUCCUUCCUUUCCACCAUGUCGACAUCAAAUUUUCGACCUAUUCCCGCCGAGGAGGUCGCAAAAUCAAGCGAUGGGUUGAUUCACGGCGUUUCGGCUGCAGAGCUACAGGUACUCGGCUCGGAAUGUAACGAUGCGAAAGCCACGGCAUAUUGUCCAUACUCUCUCUUUCGAGUCGGCGCAUCUCUCCUCAUUCGCAGCCCCUCGCCAUCAGGAGCUGAGCAUCACAUCGUAUCAGGUGCCAACGUCGAGAACGCAUCCUACCCCGUGGGAACCUGCGCCGAACGCACCGCGAUGGGCACCGCAGUACUCCAAGGCCACAAAAUUGGUUCCUACAAGGCAAUCGGCGUCUCUACAGACAUGGACGACUUCUGUUCGCCGUGCGGCAUGUGCAGGCAGUUCUUGCGCGAGUUCUGCGAGGACAGCGUGCCAAUUUUCAUGUUCAACAAGAAAGGGGAGUUUAAGGUAAAGACCAUGGGUGAAUUGCUGCCAUUGAGCUUCGGGCCGUCCAGUCUUCCAUCUAGGGAUCAGUUGAAGGGCAUCGUGGAGGAUGGGAAAGACAAGAAAGCUUAGUUUUCGCAGUUUAGAAGCAAUUCCUUAUUAAGGUCAUUCAACGAGGAUGAGAAGUCCACGAUAGUAUUAUAAUGUCCAGGUCACAUGGAGAGAUUUCGAAGUCAGGAACGAGGGUUGACAUGAUGGGGGUUUCCGCACAAUUUACACCGUACAAUAUAGCUCUAGACAGAUGAUCGAUGACAUGUUUGAAUUUGUGAUAUUCUUUCUGCCGGAACAGCCAAAUCUUAUUAGUUACGGCUUCGAGUAUCACGUACUGCAUUGCACUCCUACCUACCUACCUACCUAUAGGCAUCUACUCCGUAUGUUAAUGUACAACCAUCUUUAAGC